This is a messenger RNA of Fonsecaea pedrosoi CBS 271.37, 1221 nucleotides long. RefSeq lists its product as uncharacterized. Bases 1 to 1221 code for a protein of 406 amino acids. Lineage: Eukaryota; Fungi; Ascomycota; Eurotiomycetes; Chaetothyriales; Herpotrichiellaceae. The transcript has 2 exons. The record is from RefSeq and is a predicted model, not a curated record. Gene Ontology annotation, molecular function: monooxygenase activity; heme binding; iron ion binding.
AUGCCCAAGGAUCUCCGUGGUGCUGGCCUGCUCCCUACCUUUGCCGAAGGUGAUUCCCUCACUCAUGCAAAUCGGGAGUCAUAUCAACGCAUGAGGCGAGCCAUAUCGCACGCCUUCUCCGAAAAGGCCCUUCGCGAACAAGAAGAAAUUAUUCAGUCCUAUGUCGAUCUCUUGAUGAGCAAACUGGAUGACAUCUGCCAAAGAGAACCGCAAGACCUUGUCAAGUGGUUCAACUGGACGACAUUUGACAUCAUGGGCGAUCUUGCGUUCGAUGAACCGUUUCAUGACCUCGCAGCCGGUGGAUACCAUGAAUGGGUGACGCUCAUCUUCAACGGGGUCAAGGUCUACCCAUGGUGGCAAGCCGUGGUCUACUACAAGCUGCUUAGGCUCAGUCGGUGGUUAGUUCCACAAAAGGAUGCCCAGGCGAAAAAAGACGCAGAUGCGUUGGCUUAUCAGAAGGUUGAGCAGCGGGUUGCUCGCACGAAUAUUGACCGGAAGGAUUUUCUGUGGUAUAUCCUCCGCCACAACGACCCCAAACUCGGCUUGACCAUGCCCGGGAUACAAGAAAAUGCCGUGGUUGGGAUCAUUGCAGGAAGCGAGACUACUGCAACGUUUUUGUCAGGUCUCGUGUAUCUCCUCCUCCGUAACCCAAAGGUUUACAAACGUCUGGAGGAUGAAGUGCGGAUGAGCUACAAAUCUUACGAUGAUAUCACCAUGAUCAAGUCGCAAAGUCUCGUCUAUCAUGACGCCGUGAUCCACGAGGUUUUUCGGAUCUAUCCCCCUGCACCUGCAACUAUGCCUCGUAUUGUUCCUGGUAAGGGCGAGAACAUCCUAGGACAGUGGGUACCCGGAGACACGACCGUUGGCGUAGCACCCUACGCUACCAGCCAUGAUCCCAGGAAUUUCUUCCGCCCAGAAGACUUCCUGCCUGAACGCUGGCUGUGUGCGGACAAGCAUGCGGAUGGUGAUGUUGCGGCUGAUAAGUUCAGUGGAGACGACAGAGCAGCAACGCAACCCUUCUCCUUUGGGCCGCGGAAUUGCAUCGGAAUGAAUAUGGCUUACUCCGAAAUACGCCUGAUUGUAUGCAAACUUCUGUGGAGGUUUGAUCUCAAACUUGCAGCUUGCCAUCAAGGAGGCAACUGGCUUGACCAGGAGAUGUACACUCUCUGGGAGAAGCCUUCUCUCAUGGUAGAACUAGUUCCUGCAUGUGGGAGUGAGUGA